AUGGCGAAGCUAUCAGCAGUUCUGGGUGGCACCACCUAUUUUGUGUGGGUGUGUGCCAUGGUCGUCUAUGGGCUUGCUAUUUGGGGUUCAUCCUCAACUGGUAUGAAAGACAACUACGUUGUCGGAUUGAGCAAUAGCGAUGGACAGACGAUGAACAUCACCCUGGGAUACUUCGGAAUAUGUGUCUACUCCGGAUCUCAGGUUCAGACAGGGUCUGAGACCAACUCGAUCAGCGAAUGCAAGAGCAUAUACUAUUUUCCGGACAAUAAUGGCGACAAUGAUGACGGCAGUAGCGCAGACGGCACUGUACUCGUGGAGCACUUCAUCGAUGAACUGAACCUCGAGAAUGAUGCCACACUUAAUCGCGGCGCCCUCGAAACGCUUCUCCUCGCAGCCCGAAUUCUCAAAGAGAAGGUUUUCGUCGGUAAUUGGAUGAUCGCCGCCUUCGUGUUAUUGAUUCUUUCCGGUAUCUUUGCCAUCAUUCCGCUCUUCUUUUAUCACACAGCAAAACGACGGACCAUAAGCAUGUUUCUCAUGGCUUUGGCCGGACUUUUUAUGGGAUUCGGUCUCAUGGCAGUCGGCGCCGCAGCUUCAACCACUACGAGCGCGUUAGCGUUGCUCGGGAACGAAGAAAACCUGGCCUCAACUUUGGGGUUGGAAACUGGGCCAAUCGUCUUUUCUGACAGCACCAUCCUGCACACGCUUACAUGGACUGCAGUUGGUCUGAACGCAGUUUUCGUUUUCUUCGCAACUAUCUCCGCGGUCAUUCGCAACCACAGGAAGCACAUGAAGCAGAAGCAUGGCGGCGGACACCGCCCGGCCAUGGCCCAAGCUGGACACCGCAAGCCACUUCUUGGUGGUAAAGGCUUCAAGGGACCUCGUGGGCGAGCAGUGGGAAAGAAGUUUCGCAGAUGA
Colletotrichum gloeosporioides is the source of this 915-nucleotide messenger RNA. RefSeq lists its product as uncharacterized. The record is from RefSeq and is a predicted model, not a curated record. Bases 1 to 915 code for a protein of 304 amino acids. The transcript has 3 exons. NCBI's taxonomy places the organism in Eukaryota, Fungi, Ascomycota, Sordariomycetes, Glomerellales, Glomerellaceae.